GGGGAGGGGGCGUCCUCCGCAGUUCGCUCCUUGCUAAGGCUCAGACACACAGCCAGCCCGGAGCCGCCGCUCGGGCCGGGCCGCCGCCGCCGCCGCCGCCGCCUCUGCCUCUGCCGCCCCCAGAACCGCUCGAGUCGCUGGAAGCGCCGCCGCCACAGCCGCGGGCCGCCCCCGCCGCGCCGGCCUGGGCUUGGGCUGCGAGCGCCGCCGCAACCGCAACCAGAGCCGGCGCGGGAGCCCGAGAGCACUGGGCUGGGCUGGGCUGGGGCGGGCGCAGGGCGCAGGGGCGGGAGCACGGGGGAAGACGCACGGGCGGGCUCGGCUCUCCCGGGGAGCGGCCCGGGACUGCACCGGGACCCGCGCCUCCCCGCUCCGCGCUGCCCUCGGCCUCGCCCCGGGCCCGGGCGGAUGAGCCGCGCGCCCGGGGGACAUGGAAGCGCUGACGCUGUGGCUUCUUCCCUGGAUAUGCCAGUGCGUUACGGUGCGGGCCGAUUCCAUCAUCCACAUCGGUGCCAUCUUUGAGGAGAACGCAGCCAAGGACGACAGGGUGUUCCAGUUGGCUGUAUCGGACCUGAGCCUCAAUGAUGACAUCCUGCAGAGCGAGAAGAUCACUUACUCCAUCAAGGUCAUCGAGGCCAACAACCCGUUCCAGGCAGUUCAGGAAGCCUGUGACCUCAUGACCCAGGGAAUUUUGGCCUUGGUCACAUCCACAGGCUGUGCAUCUGCCAACGCCCUGCAGUCCCUCACAGACGCCAUGCACAUCCCACACCUCUUUGUCCAGCGCAACCCUGGGGGUUCACCACGUACUGCCUGCCACCUGAACCCUAGCCCCGAUGGUGAGGCCUACACACUGGCUUCGAGACCACCCGUCCGUCUCAAUGAUGUCACGCUCAGGCUGGUGACAGAACUGCGCUGGCAGAAGUUCGUCAUGUUCUAUGACAGCGAGUAUGAUAUCCGUGGGCUCCAAAGCUUUCUGGACCAGGCCUCUCGGCUGGGCCUUGACGUCUCUUUACAAAAGGUGGACAAGAAUAUCAGUCAUGUGUUCACCAGUCUCUUCACCACCAUGAAGACCGAGGAGCUGAACCGUUACCGGGACACGCUGCGCCGCGCCAUCCUACUGCUUAGCCCACAAGGAGCCCACUCCUUCAUCAAUGAGGCUGUGGAGACCAACCUGGCUUCCAAGGACAGCCACUGGGUCUUUGUGAAUGAGGAAAUCAGUGACCCCGAGAUCCUGGAUCUGGUCCACAGUGCCCUCGGCAGGAUGACCGUGGUCCGGCAAAUCUUUCCAUCUGCGAAGGACAACCAGAAAUGCAUGAGGAAUAACCACCGCAUCUCUUCCCUGCUCUGCGAUCCGCAGGAAGGCUACCUCCAAAUGCUGCAGAUCUCCAAUCUCUACCUGUAUGACAGUGUUCUGAUGCUGGCCAACGCCUUCCAUAGGAAGUUGGAGGACCGGAAAUGGCAUAGUAUGGCAAGCCUUAACUGCAUAAGGAAGUCUACCAAACCAUGGAAUGGAGGGAGGUCCAUGCUAGACACGAUUAAAAAGGGACACAUCACCGGCCUCACAGGAGUUAUGGAGUUUCGGGAAGACAGCUCGAAUCCCUACGUCCAGUUUGAAAUCCUUGGCACAACCUAUAGCGAGACCUUUGGCAAAGACAUGCGCAAGCUGGCAACCUGGGACUCGGAGAAGGGCUUGAAUGGCAGUCUUCAGGAGAGGCCCAUGGGCAGCCGCCUCCAAGGACUGACUCUCAAAGUGGUGACUGUCUUGGAAGAGCCUUUUGUGAUGGUGGCCGAGAACAUCCUUGGUCAGCCCAAGCGUUACAAAGGGUUCUCCAUAGAUGUGCUGGAUGCAUUGGCUAAGGCUCUGGGAUUCAAGUAUGAGAUAUACCAGGCCCCUGAUGGCAGGUAUGGUCACCAGCUCCAUAACACCUCCUGGAACGGGAUGAUUGGGGAGCUCAUUAGCAAGAGAGCAGACUUGGCCAUCUCUGCUAUCACCAUCACCCCAGAGAGGGAGAGUGUUGUGGACUUUAGCAAGCGAUACAUGGACUACUCUGUGGGGAUCCUCAUCAAGAAGCCUGAGGAGAAGAUCAGCAUCUUCUCCCUUUUCGCUCCCUUUGAUUUUGCUGUGUGGGCCUGCAUCGCCGCUGCCAUCCCUGUGGUCGGUGUGCUCAUCUUCGUGUUGAACCGGAUACAGGCUGUGAGGGUUCAGAGCACUGCCCAGCCACGAACCUCUGCCUCUGCCACCCUGCACAGUGCCAUCUGGAUUGUCUAUGGAGCCUUUGUUCAGCAAGGUGGCGAGUCUUCUGUGAACUCUGUGGCCAUGCGCAUUGUCAUGGGAAGCUGGUGGCUCUUCACCCUCAUUGUAUGUUCCUCCUACACAGCCAACCUUGCUGCUUUCCUCACAGUGUCCAGGAUGGACAACCCCAUAAGGACAUUUCAGGACCUGUCCAAGCAACUGGAGAUGUCUUAUGGCACUGUCCGGGAUUCUGCUGUCUAUGAAUAUUUCAGAGCCAAGGGCACCAAUCCCCUGGAGCAGGAUAGCACUUUUGCUGAGCUCUGGCGGACAAUAAGCAAGAAUGGAGGUGCUGACAACUGUGUGUCCAAUCCUUCAGAAGGCAUCAGGAAGGCCAAGAAGGGAAACUACGCCUUUCUGUGGGAUGUGGCCGUGGUGGAGUAUGCAGCCCUGACAGAUGACGACUGCUCAGUGACUGUCAUCGGCAACAGCAUCAGCAGCAAGGGCUAUGGGAUUGCCCUGCAGCACGGCAGCCCCUACAGGGACCUCUUCUCUCAGAGGAUCCUGGAGCUGCAAGAUACAGGGGACCUGGAUGUGCUCAAACAGAAGUGGUGGCCACACACAGGCCGCUGUGACCUUACCAGCCAUUCCAGUGCCCAGGCUGAUGGCAAAUCCCUUAAACUGCACAGCUUCGCUGGGGUCUUCUGCAUUUUGGCCAUUGGCCUCCUUCUCGCUUGCCUCGUGGCUGCUCUCGAGUUAUGGUGGAACAGCAACCGGUGCCACCAGGAGACCCCCAAAGAGGACAAAGAGGUGAAUCUGGAGCAGGUGCACCGGCGCAUAAACAGCCUCAUGGAUGAAGACAUUGCUCACAAGCAAAUUUCCCCAGCAUCCAUUGAGCUCUCUGCCCUAGAGAUGGGGGGCCUGGCUCCAAGCCAAGCUUUGGAGCCCACCCGGGAGUACCAGAACACCCAGCUCUCAGUCAGCACCUUUCUGCCUGAACAAAGCAGCCAUGGCACCAGCCGGACACUGUCAUCAGGGCCUAGCAGCAACCUGCCGCUGCCACUGAGCAGCUCAGCCACCAUGCCCUCUAUCCAGUGCAAACACAGGUCACCCAAUGGGGGACUGUUCCGACAGAGCCCCGUGAAGACCCCCAUCCCUAUGUCCUUUCAGCCUGUGCCUGGAGGUGUCCUUCCAGAGGCUCUAGACACUUCUCAUGGCACCUCCAUUUGACUGUCGCCUGCCCUCCUGCCCGUCUGCCCACCCACCCGACCAGCAGAGCUUUUUAAUACAAGAAAAUGACAACACAGACCAACACACACACACACACACACACACACACACACACACACACACACACAGACUCUUUCAUUUUUCUUGUACAUAAAUGUAAAUAAUGACAGAAUGGAGUGGGGUAAAAGUGUAUUUUGAAUAUUCCCAAUUUUCGAAGUCAGUAAAAAAAAAAAACAAAAAAAAAACAAAAACUGUAUGAAUGACUUUGUAAAUUUUGUUCUAUAUGAAUAAAAAGGCAAAUUACUUGUGA
This is a messenger RNA of Onychomys torridus (southern grasshopper mouse), 3770 nucleotides long. It is a transcript of the gene Grid1, whose product is annotated as glutamate ionotropic receptor delta type subunit 1. Gene Ontology annotation, cellular component: postsynaptic membrane; plasma membrane. The transcript is spliced from 16 exons. The record is from RefSeq and is a predicted model, not a curated record. Gene Ontology annotation, molecular function: transmitter-gated monoatomic ion channel activity involved in regulation of postsynaptic membrane potential; glutamate-gated receptor activity. Gene Ontology annotation, biological process: monoatomic ion transport; modulation of chemical synaptic transmission; synaptic transmission, glutamatergic. Bases 431 to 3460 code for a protein of 1009 amino acids. Lineage: Eukaryota; Metazoa; Chordata; Mammalia; Rodentia; Cricetidae.